Caenorhabditis bovis is the source of this 1110-nucleotide messenger RNA. The record is from the annotation of a GenBank genome assembly. NCBI's taxonomy places the organism in Eukaryota, Metazoa, Nematoda, Chromadorea, Rhabditida, Rhabditidae.
AUGAAAUUGUCGCAGCAAUUGGAACGAAAUCCCGUAAUUGCGGAAAAACUUCGGAAGCAUGUGUUAAAGAAACGAUCUCAAGAAAGUGAAGAUGCAAAUUCCAAGAGGUUUGUUCAUCGUGGAGCUAUCAAAAUUCCAAACAAAGUCGACGAUAUUGAUUUACAACCAAACUUUCCUAGUAGUACUCCAAAACUUAGGAAUGUUUUCUAUGAUCCUACUCAAAAUGAAAUGUUCGAUAUUGGCACGGAUAUCGAUAACGUUGAGCUAGACCCGAGUACACGAAUGGAUACAGUUACGAAAACUGUUGGAAAAUCGGAAGAUAACAGUAAAAAAAUGGCAAAAGGAAAAAAUCGUGUGGUGAAACCACGAAGACGAGACAAAGCUCCAAUUCCAACAAGAAAUGUUGAAGAAGAAGAGGAAGAUGAAGAGGCUGAAGAUGGAUCAUCUGAAGCAGGUUCAGAAGAAUCCGGUUCCGACGAUCCGGAGAUCGAACCUUUUGAGUUCCCAUUCCGUCUUGCCAUGUAUGAUUUCAAUCAGUGCGAUCCCAAACGAUGCUCAGGUCGCCGUUUGGUCCGAGUCAAACUCAUCAACGAAAUUCGCCUUGGCCAGCGGUUUCCUGGACUAGUUCUGAGCCCAACGGGAACUCACACACUCGCACCAAUUGAUAGAGCGUUCGUCGAGCAGAAUGGACUUUGUGUAGUUGAUUGCUCUUGGAAAGAAGUGGAACGGACCCCAUUGCAUCGUGUCAAAGCGCCAGAACAUCGACUUCUUCCAUAUUUGGUUGCUGCAAAUUCCGUGAAUUAUGGAAGACCGUGCCAUCUGAACUGCGCGGAAGCAAUGGCUGCUGGCCUUUAUAUUCUCGGCUUCGUCGAAGCUGCUCAAGAACUCAUGAAGCCGUUCUCUUGGGGCGCGCAUUUCUUGGAGCUUAACAAGGAAAUCCUGGACAUCUACGCAGCGUGCAAUACACCUGAAGAAGUCAUCGCCGCGCAGAACGCUUAUUUGGCAAGGAUUGAUGCCGAAAGAGCAACACAGAAUCGAGAUAUUGAUCUACCACCAACGGACAGCGACGAAGAAUAUGAAGAUGAAGAGUUGGAAGAAGAAGAAGAAUAA